GUGUGUUUAUCGGGUCAUGGUGGUGGAGAAAUCCGGCUGCAUUUCUCCUCUCUCUCCACUAGGAAGCUGUCUGCCCCUUUGUUCCCCGCUCUCUCCCUCAGCCGUUUCCCCUCCUCAUCCCUCCUGAUUCGAGCAGACGCACAACGGCACCAUGUCGGGCAGCGGGGGCUGCACGCUCACUUAGUUUAGGAUCGCUGCACUUUACAAAUCGUCGCUGUCAGUGCCCACCCUCACUCGGGGCCGAGGAGAGGCGUUUUAAUGCUGGCUUCGCUGCUCGACAGACGGGAGGAGAAGUGUGGGAGAGGAGCAGGAGGAGAAGAGGAUCUGUGGGUCUGAUCUGUGUUGCUCUCGCCAGCUGCUGCUGUCCGCCGGAGUGAGGAGCCGAGCGUGUCCCUGUCCUGGCUAGGCGCUAACGCUAAGCUAGUAGAGGAUCCUGCACUGUGGGCUGCUGCAUUGAUAACAUAUGGGAUUUGUUAUGGACUGGGGAUAUGAGGAGGCGCUGGAGUAGAUAAAGCUCUCCACGGAGUUAUUUCAUUCACCUCAUCGACACAAAGACCCAGAAGAGCUGAUGGAGAGCUGCUGGGAACGUUAUCUGGAGGGCUAGGCCACAAGACAUUGGACGCCACACUUCUUCCUUGCAGCCGUUCUGUUACUAUUAUAUUGAAUGCAGCUGAACAAGCAGAAAAAGAGAAAAAAGGCCUUCUCUUUCCUCAGUGGACUCACAUAAUUCCAGAGUGAUGAAAAAGUUGGCUUGAAAAGCUCUGGUGCUUUGAGGCAAAUCCAAGUGGAUACACAAGAGAAAAGUUGUAGUCUUGACUCAUUUUGGCACCAUCAUUUUGUGGGUGCUGUAGUCUCUCAGAAAGGAAACACGUCCCUGUAGGAUGACCAGUCUCUUUCGACGGAGCAGCAGCAAUGGCAGCUCUCGUGGCGGCAGCGGGGGAGGCUCGACCACCGGAGAGCUCAAUAAUAGCAGGCCCAACCGACAGGUGCGGCGGCUGGAGUUCAACCAGGCCAUGGAGGACUUCAAAACCAUGUUCCCCAGCAUGGACUAUGAAGUGAUCGAGUGUGUUCUGCGCUCUAACAACGGGGCAGUGGAUGCUACCAUCGACCAACUGUUGCAGAUGAGCAUCGAGGGCAAUGGAUCAGACGAUAGCUCGGACUCGGACGACAGCAUACCACCAGAGAUUCUAGAGAGGACCCUCGAGCCAGACAGCUCAGACGAGGAGCCACCUCCAGUCUACUCUCCGCCCACCUAUGACAUGCAUAUAUAUGACAGGAAAUAUCCUAAUGCUCCACCCACUCCACCCCCCAGGUUUGAAGCCCAACCCCCUCCAGCACAGCCCCCUUCAGCACAGCCCCCUCCAGCACAGCCCGCUCCAGGGCACCAGCAGACCCGCAGUUACAGGAAUUGGAACCCUCCAUUACUUGGCAACUUGCCUGAUGAUUUCCUACGAAUUUUACCCCAGCAGUUAGACAGUAUACAGAGCUCUCAGAGUGGUUUCUCUGACCCCUCUUCUUCCUCAGCAUCUACCUUGUCAUCAGUGCCGCAGCAGACUGCUUGUGCCGCGGCAGCGUCUGGAGCAUCUGAGCAGGAGCGAAAGCUGAAGCAGUACCUUGAGGAUGAGCGCAUAGCGCUCUUCCUGCAGAACGAGGAAUUUAUGAAAGAGCUGCAGCGCAACCGGGAGUUCCUUAUUGCCCUGGAACGAGAUCGGCUGAAAUAUGAGUCAAAGAAAUCCAGGUCGGGGCAUUCAUCAGCUGGAAACUCAGCAGGUGACCACCACUACACUCCUGGAGCCAUAGAGGGUGUGUCAGACGAUGCUUUGUUCAGAGACAAACUGAAGCACAUGGGAAAAUCAACCAGAAAGAAACUGUUUGAAAUUGCCAAAGGGUUCUCAGAAAAGACAAAGCGAAGAAGGUCCAAAAGGAAAACACUCCUGAGGCAUCAUUCACUAGGCACUGCCAACUCUACUGCCAAUUUAUUGGAUGAUGUGGAGGGAAACCCCUGUGAGGAAGAAAGUCAGCUUAGAAGAUUGGCCAUUCAGGAAGAAGAGCGGCCCCACAGGGAAGCGCUUUCAUGAUCCCUCCAGCUGUUUGGCAUAUUCACGGUUCCAUGGUGACAGCAGAAUGACCCAUGGCAGGUGGUCCUAUAGCUCUGUGGUUCCUCCCUUUAUUUCAGAGCAGCCUAUCACAGGCUCCAGAGGAACUGUCCCCACUCACACAGGAAGGAACUGGUGAUUCUGAAGCAGCCUUGUAACGAACAUAUAAUUAUCUGCAUUAUAUUAACUGUAUUAUAUCUAUUUGUUAAUAUAUGGUUUCAUAUGUAAAAAUGAACAGAUACAGUAUUCAUUUCAUGAUUAUUUUUUUUUCCUCUUAGAGAAUCCCUGUAUAAUGAAAAGAAUUGAUUUUUACUAGUUUUUGUUUAUGGACUAAUUUUUACUUUACAUAUGACCCCCCCCCCCCCCCAAAUUAUUUAUGAUUUGAGCAACAUGUGGCUCGUUACUAUUUGAAAAGAAUGACAUGCUUACAGAAAUAUUGGUCCCAAGUAUUCAAUCCAACUAAUGGCCAUAAUUUUAAGAGCAUUAAUGUGGAAUGUUUUCAACAGAGCAUCUGACGGAAUCCCCAAGAAUCCAACCCUUUAAGUAUUUGACACAUGAAAUGUAUUUGCAGUGUCCACAUCUGAUUAGUCAGUCCAUUCUUACUGAUUACAGUAUCACCAAAAUGCCUUCCUAAUCCAUUUUCUGUUGAAUAGAGUUAAGGGCAUAUAAAUUGGUUAUUUCAGUGACCUCAUGCCUCCACGCUGUGCAACCACAAGCUAAACUACUAGCUAAUUCAGCCAGUUCAGACGGCAAGUUCUCAUCCUGCUACACUAUGUUCUCCUGUGUAGACAGAUGAUGUGCAGUCUGUGAUGCUGUUACAAUGCUUAAAUAAUUCCUAUUUUCCAAAAUCAAAUUUCAGAAGUGUUUUUUUACACAAACAUGGGCAAGGGCACAGAUCUGUGAGCAGCCUUGCACCUCUACUUGCACUGCCAUAUCUGUUUCAUAAUGUAUUUUAAUACAAAGUUUCUUUUCUAGCUUUUCUGGGUGAAAGAUAGAUGAAAAGGUGAAACCAGUAUUAAUAUAAUCUAAACAAAUUUAAUUUUAUGCCAGUAAAGUUUUUUUAUUCUAAUAUAUGUUUUGGAUCCGCAGAAUAUGUUGCUGAAUUGGGUGCACAGAACAAUUUGAGUGAUGCUGUCGUUGUUAGUUUUAUGCGUAGUUGAUAUUUGACAUUUGGGAUUCUGUGUAGAGCAGUGCGAUUCUGCAGGGUGGGAAGAUGUCUGCGCUGUGCAAGAACAUGACCUCCUUUACCAUUAAUAUUUAGCACCAACUGUGUGAUACUAGCAUAGUGGGAGACUGUCUUUGUGUUGUCAUCACCUGCGCCGUCAGUUCUCUGUCAAUUUGACCUGCUUUUACAAAAGAUCUCUUAGGUUUUUUUAAAGGGGGGGCUCAUCUGAGAAAUAGUUUGUGAAACACUGUUUGGCUAUUAAAUUUUGAAUAGACCUUUUAUAUUUCACUCUUACUGGUUCUAGAAAGCACAUUCAGCUCUGGUCAUGUACAAUUCAGUGUUUUCCCUGUUCUAACACUAUUGGUUUAGAUAAUGAUAAGCUUAAAGGUCUACUCUAGCAUUUUUCAACCUAACAUUCACUUAAAAUAUCAUUACUGCAGCACCUGUACAUUGACUCCAAUUAUGUGUUUACAGCGAAGAGGUGUUUUGUUAUUUUACUAGGCACAGCAUUGAAAUUGUUGUCCUCAGUAAUCAUCUGUAUAGAUGCCACAAAUAGAGAUGAGGUUUAAAAACAGGAAUAUUCCUUUAACCUAUUAAUAUCUCAAAUAUUGCACAUCUGUCCAUAUGUUCACUGAGCUUAGUUAGUAUAGUUUUAUAAACUGAUCAACCCAUAUGGCUGCAAAAGGAGUUUUAAUUACCUAAAGAGGCAGUUAAUGAUUCUGGAGAACAAUUAUUGAUAUUUGGACAGCAAAACAAAUACAAUCCUUUCUUCAGUGCUCAUUCAGAAGCUCCACCUCACAAGUUCAUGGACCUGCAUUGCCAAGCAAACUAUGCCUGGCUAACUUGUCUUUUAGAUCUUCAUGGUCAUAAAACCGUCCACAACUAGUGUAUAGACCAAUACCAUGAUAAUGUUAGAGUGAAAAAACACAGUAAGUAGUGUAACAAUGUCUAGGAAUAUUAGCUAGGUUGUGGAUUAGCUACCUCACUACUAUUGUUGCUAUAAAGCUAACCAGUUGUGAUUAGCUGUCACAAACAUUAGCAAAUGCAUUAGCAAAUGGGACAAAACCAUGCAGACCUACUGGUUCUGUGGUGCAGCAAAAAUAAGUUAAUGUUACCCAACUGAAAUAGCAACCUCCUCAUCCCUUUUCAUGCCUUUCAACUCUCAAUGAAGCCAACUUCUUGUUUAGAUUUUCUGCUCCACUUUAAAUGUUGCAGCAGUUACAUGUUACAUGUUUUGUAGUUGUGUAACUUUUAAGGUAGAACAUGAAAAAUUCAAAUGAGAAGCUGGCAGAUAGGAAGUCAACUUUAGCCUCGUCAGCUCUCAGAGGGCUCUCCACUGUUGAAAUGCCUCACUGAUGUUAACGUGUCUCUUCAACCUUGUCUGAUCUAAGAACUCUCUCAAUCUUUGUUCUUCAGAACGUCUCCUCUUUGGCUGUUUUUCAGCCAUCUCUCCUUCUUGACAAUACAUGGAGUUCAGCAUGUCGCCCCUCCCCUUCCCUCUGUCCUGUGCACAACCAUGAUCGUCCAGUGUUAUCAUUUGGUCAAAGCCACUUUGUUCCCCAUUUAUAGAACCAGAGCUGUGUACGAACCAGAUUUUUUUUUUCCUCAGUGUGCACAUAUAACAGCUAGCGGACCGUGAGGAGAUAUUUGCUAAAUAUCUGAACCGAAAAAAGUGUACUGAAUUAUUGGAUUGGCUUAGUAUACCUUUAAUUUAUCAUAUUUAAUACAGUCCUUUGGUCCCAUUGGAUUACAUAUUUUUAACAGAAAAACAAUAAUUCCAAAUUUGAUUGUGAAUAAUAGUAUGUCCAAAGUAAAACUAUACAAAUUUUCAUCACUGUAGACCAAUCAGAACUGGCAUUAUCAUACUAAAUUUAGUUGUUGGUCAUUAAAGAUGGUCAGAGAUGUUAGAGCAGGGAAAACCCUGACACAGAAGUCUCAAAGCUAAGGAUGCAGCUGAGGAAGGCUGUGUUUCUCUGCUGUUGUGUCACUGAAGCCUGUCCUGUUUUGUAGGAUUCUUUAAAUGUGGCUAAGAAGCACACUCUUCGAAGAAUUUGCCAGGUGCAGCUGUUAUAUCCUUCAAUACUUUGUCACCCACAAUCCAUCACACAGCAUACAACCAUGUUAAAAAUGGAAUAGACAGCUGUGAGUGGUGGGAUGCUGUUGAUCAUCUUGAUUGUGAGUGAGUGAGCACUGAGUAGGAGCCUUCUGAUACGAGUGCUAGUGAGGUCUCUCCUACCUCAGCUGUAGCCUUCACAUUGAGAUGUGACUAGAGAGUGCUGUGGUCCUCUAGGAAAUGGAUAACCCUGUGAUCAGGUGUGGCAGUGCGUCAAUAAUAGCAUAUGUAGAAAUGUCUGACAAAAGAUUGUCAAUGAAUUUGGAGAGCAGUUACUUUAUAAGGAGCAAGAUACCUAUAUGAAGUGUUCAGAAGGUCAGUAGGGUGUCCAGUAGCAGGGUGUCGCAUAUGUUUUGUUUGUAAGAUCGUAUGCUCAUCUGCACAGUGUAAAUUCACUGUAAGUUCAGCCCCAUCAACAUGUGUAACUAAUGUGUCUCCCACCUGGCCUGUUUACACUAGCGCAUUUAUCCUCUCAGGGAACUUACUCUCAUUUAAUCAUUUGGUACAAGCAUAACUUGAAUGAACAUAAAACUGAUAGUGGAGCGCAGAGGCUGUUAGACAGGUUGAAGUAGCACACUCGGAUAUGCUUUUGUAACGCAAUAAAAACUAUGAUUCUAACCAAAAAGGUUUUUUUACAACAAAAUAGGAGUAACAUAUUCAAUGACUUUUUGUCCUCCAGUAUGUUCAUGUGUUCCAUUUUUAAUUUUAGCAUGUUCUCAUUUCAUACCUAAAUUCUCCCCAAAGUCCAUUCACCUGAAUGAUCUUUAUGAAGGGUGAAGUUGGGUCGAGUCCAUUUAUAUGAUGGGGAAAGUUUACUAUGUGCAGUGGUGAGUGAUGUAAUGAUCCGUGGAAUGUAGUCUUUGUGCUUUUAAGUAGAAGAAAAUCUUCACCUUUCGUCAAAUCAGAUUUCAAGUCAUGUUAAUAAUUGCUUAAUGAGAUACAUUUAUUACUUUUUUAUGAUUUCCUUUUUUUUGGACUGACUGUACAGCCCCACCAUUAAGUGUGAUGGUUCUGUAACCAUCAAUAAUGAUUCCAAAUUCAAACCUUUCUUACAAUCCAGAGAUGUUUUAGUUAUUGAAAUAAAUGAGUAAUAAAAUUGUUAUACAUUA
Messenger RNA from Pygocentrus nattereri (red-bellied piranha), 6483 nucleotides. It is a transcript of the gene cuedc1b, whose product is annotated as CUE domain containing 1b. The transcript has 12 exons. Bases 882 to 2078 code for a protein of 398 amino acids. Gene Ontology annotation, molecular function: ubiquitin binding. The record is from RefSeq and is a predicted model, not a curated record. Lineage: Eukaryota; Metazoa; Chordata; Actinopteri; Characiformes; Serrasalmidae.